CUCCGAGGGCGAGCCCUACCAAAAUGUCACUAAACACUCUUUUUGACCACAAAGCCCGCGGUCUGGGAGCGGCCAGAGAGUAUUUGGUAGGUUCAACCGUUCAACUAAAAGGUCUGCCCAGUGUUUAAACUACACCAAAAAUGAACAAAUUGAAACUCCGUUCAUUGUCAAACCACUCUCCGCGGUGGCGCCGCCUCUCCUCCGCCGUCUCCGGCGACCAUCGAUAUCCUCGCUCUCACCUCCAAACCUCCCCACACACUUCCCAAACCGCAAAACCUAACUCCUCUACUCACCAAAACCCUAAAUAUCAAACACCUCAAACACACUCGUCCAACUCAUCCAACUCAGUCAGCGAAAUUUUCGAUGAAUCCUCCGUACUCGAAUCACUCUCUGGUUACAACAACGACUACAAGCGCGCUCUCGAGUUCUUCAAUUGGCUCGAAACAGGUUCCAAAUUUAAGCACACUACGAAAACUUUUAAUAAAAUGAUUGACAUUUUAGGCAAAUAUUUCGAGUUUGAUAUUGCGUGGGAGUUGAUUGAUAAAAUGUCGAAAACAAAUAAUGUGGACUCAUUGCCUGAUCAUGUUACUUUUCGUGUUAUGUUUAAACGUUAUGUUUCUGCUCGUCUUGUUAAGGAGGCGUUUAACACGUAUAGUAGGUUGGAUGAGUUUGGUUUGAAGGACAAGACGUCGUUUAGGAAUUUAGUUGAUGCGUUGUGUGAGUACAAGCAUGUGACUGAAGCCGAAGAGUUGUGUUUAGGGAAGAGGGAUGAGGGAAUAGGGGAGGUGUUUUUUGAUGGAAAGGAUACGAGGAUUUUUAAUAUAAUUUUACGCGGUUAUUUUAAAUUGAGUUGGUGGCGGAAAUGUAGGGAGUUUUGGGAGGAGAUGGAUAAGAGAGGUGUGGAGAAGGAUUUGUUUUCGUAUUCGAUUUAUAUGGAUAUACAGUGUAAGAGUGGGAAGCCGUGGAAGGCUGUGAUGUUGUAUAAAGAGAUGAAGAGGAAAGGUAUUAGGUUGGAUGUCGUGGCUUAUAAUACGGUUUUUAGAGCUGUGGGUCAAUGUGAUGGUGUUGAUGCAGCAAUGAGGGUAUACUGUGAGAUGAGGGAAUGUGGUCUUGAGGCUAGUGUUUCGUCUUUUAAUGUAAUUGUCAAGUUUUUGUGUGAAAAUGGAAGGUAUAAGGAGGCUUAUGAAGUGCUACAUAAAAUGAGUGGAUUAGGUUGUCCGCCCGAUGUGGUUACUUAUCAUUGUCUUUUCACGUGUCUUGAAAAGCCUAGAGAGAUUUUGGAGCUGUUUGAUCGGAUGUUUAAGAGCGGAGUUUUUCCAAAAAUGGAUACCUAUGUAUUGCUUAUGAGGAAAUUUGGGAGAUGGGGAUUUCUUCGACCAAUUUUUGUUGUCUGGGAAAAAAUGGAAGAACAAGGAUUAAGUCCUGAUGAAUUUGCCUAUAAUGCAUUGAUUGAUGCUUUAUUGGAGAAAGGCAUGGUUGAUAUGGCUCGAAAGUAUGAUCAGGAGAUGUUAGCAAAAGGGCUUUCCGCUAAGCCAAGGGCAGAACUGGGUACAAAGUUGACACAGUCCCAAGAUCAAUAAUCAAAAUCUUUUGGGAUUAUCCAGAAUCUGGAUUGAUCACAGAAGAUGAAAGGCAAGCUAGCAAUGUGUUGCGCCAAGCUCCUUGUAAUUGGAAAAACUACCUUUAACAGACCACAUUAUAGACCUGGGAAUAAUAAUUGGUAACACCAAUAUGCAUGAAUUAUUGACUCACCUGAGAAGUUAUACAACCUUGGUGCCAGGAAACCAAAAUUGUGAAAUGCAAACGUGGUAGAUACUAGGCUGGUCUCCAAGUUACAAUGAACAAGAUGAGGAAGCCCUUUCACUAUAUGGUUGUUUAUAAGAAUGCCAAUAUUCUUUGCAUGAAUUUCGUGCUGUCGACUUGAUGCUAGGCAAUAUGAAUAUGCAUUGAUGCUCUACUAUGUUGUGUAAACAUUCGUUGGCAGCGCUUCCUUAUUAAAAUCGGUUACUAGUUUAUUUGAAGUUGGGACGAGAAUGUACAACUGCCUCAUCAAAAUUAGAUACACUUUAAUCCAUAUAAGGAAAAGAAUGUGCGUUUAUACGGAGUGUAUAUUCUUGUUUCGCAGAGGAGGACGAAGCAGCUGCUCCUUAUGCUUGGCACAUCUGCUAAAUAGAGAAUAGUGGUGUGGAACUGGCAUGCCUUAUUUUGAAUGUGCUCAUACUAGACUAUAAGAAAUAGUCACCACGGGUCAAGGCAAAAGAGAGAAUAGUGGCAUUUAACUUGAAUUGCCUUCCUGUUCUGCAACCGCUGUUUUUUAGGGUUUUCAAAUGGUUGUUUAGGCACUGUUACCUAAUCUGCAGUUUAGAGUCCAAAUCUGCAGGCGUUCAUAAAAAAAAACCUUUCCCUGUUUUUUUUUUUUUUUUUUGUAAGGAACCUUUCCCUGCUUUAGUA
Molecule: messenger RNA, 2451 nt
Organism: Daucus carota subsp. sativus
Lineage: Eukaryota; Viridiplantae; Streptophyta; Magnoliopsida; Apiales; Apiaceae
Product: pentatricopeptide repeat-containing protein At1g80550, mitochondrial
Exons: 3
Coding region: 141-1580 (479 amino acids)
Molecular function (GO): protein binding
Source: RefSeq, a predicted model, not a curated record